AUGAGACGAGAGAACUUUGCCUGCACCACGAAGAUGACUAAAAUGAGACUAGAGAACUUUGCCUGCACCACGAAGAUGACUAAUAUGAGACUAGAGAACUUUGCCUACACCACGAAGAUGAUUAAUAUGAGACGCGAGAACUUUUCUUGCACCAGGAAAAUUACUAAUUUGAGACGUGAAAACUUUGCCUGCACCACGAAGAUGACUAAUAUGAGACGAGAGAACUUUUCCUGCGCCACGGAGAUGACUAAUAUAAGACGAGAGAACUUUGUCUGCGGCACGAAGAUGACUAAUAUGAGACGAGAGAACUUUUCCUGCGCCACGGAGAUGACUAAUAUAAGACGAGAGAACUUUGUCUGCGGCACGAAGAUGACUAAUAUGAGACGAGAGAACUUCACCUGCACCACAAAGAUGACUAAUAUGAGACAAGAGAGCUUUGCCUGCACCACGAAGAUGACUAAUAUGAGACUAGAGAACUUCACCUGCACCACAAAGAUGACUAAUAUGAGACCAGAGAGCUUUGCCUGCACCACGAAGAUGACUAAUAUGAGACUAGAGAGCUUUGCCUACACCACGAAGAUGACUAAUAUGAGACGAGAGAACUUCACCUGCACCACAAAGAUGACUAAUAUGAGACCAGAGAGCUUUGCCUGCACCACGAAGAUGACUAAUAUGAGACUAGAGAACUUUGCCUGCACCACGAAGAUGACUAGUAUGAGACUAGAGACAUUUGCCUACACCACGAAGAUGAUUAAUAUGAGACGAGAGAACUUUUCUUGCACCAGGAAAAUUACUAAUUUGAGACGUGAAAACUUUGCCUGCACCACGAAGAUGACUAAUAUGAGACGAGAGAACUUUUCCUGCGCCACGGAGAUGACUAAUAUAAGACGAGAGAACUUUGUCUGCGGCACGAAGAUGACUAAUAUGAGACGAGAGAACUUCACCUGCACCACAAAGAUGACUAAUAUGAGACAAGAGAGCUUUGCCUGCACCACGAAGAUGACUAAUAUGAGACUAGAGAACUUCACCUGCACCACAAAGAUGACUAAUAUGAGACCAGAGAGCUUUGCCUGCACCACGAAGAUGACUAAUAUGAGACUAGAAUGCUUUGCCUACACCACGAAGAUGACUAAUAUGAGACUAGAGAACUUCACCUGCACCACAAAGAUGACUAAUAUGAGACCAGAGAGCUUUGCCUGCACCACGAAGAUGACUAAUAUGAGACUAGAGAACUUUGCCUGCACCACGAAGAUGACUAAUAUGAGACUAGAGAACUUUGCCUACACCACGAAGAUGAUUAAUAUGGGACGCGAGAACUUUUCUUGCACCAGGAAAAUUACUAAUUUGAGACGUGAAAACUUUGCCUGCACCACGAAGAUGACUAAUAUGAGACGAGAGAACUUUUCCUGCGCCACGGAGAUGACUAAUAUAAGACGAGAGAACUUUGUCUGCGGCACGAAGAUGACUAAUAUGAGACGAGAGAACUUCACCUGCACCACAAAGAUGACUAAUAUGAGACAAGAGAGCUUUGCCUGCACCACGAAGAUGACUAAUAUGAGACUAGAGAACUUCACCUGCACCACAAAGAUGACUAAUAUGAGACCAGAGAGCUUUGCCUGCACCACGAAGAUGACUAAUAUGAGACUAGAGAGCUUUGCCUACACCACGAAGAUGACUAAUAUGAGACUAGAGAACUUUGCCUACACCACGAAGAUGAUUAAUAUGGGACGAGAGAACUUUUCUUGCACCAGGAAAAUUACUAAUUUGAGACGUGAAAACUUUGCCUGCACCACGAAGAUGACUAAUAUGAGACCAGAGAAUCAGUAA
Messenger RNA from Ylistrum balloti, 1827 nucleotides. Its product is annotated as Kruppel-like factor 18. NCBI's taxonomy places the organism in Eukaryota, Metazoa, Mollusca, Bivalvia, Pectinida, Pectinidae. The record is from RefSeq and is a predicted model, not a curated record. The transcript has a single exon. Bases 1 to 1827 code for a protein of 608 amino acids.